Amaranthus tricolor (Joseph's coat) is the source of this 1224-nucleotide messenger RNA. RefSeq names its product probable xyloglucan endotransglucosylase/hydrolase protein 26. The transcript is spliced from 4 exons. Lineage: Eukaryota; Viridiplantae; Streptophyta; Magnoliopsida; Caryophyllales; Amaranthaceae. Gene Ontology annotation, molecular function: hydrolase activity, hydrolyzing O-glycosyl compounds; xyloglucan:xyloglucosyl transferase activity. The record is from RefSeq and is a predicted model, not a curated record. Gene Ontology annotation, biological process: cell wall biogenesis; xyloglucan metabolic process. Bases 27 to 896 code for a protein of 289 amino acids. Gene Ontology annotation, cellular component: apoplast; cell wall.
CAAAACAAGAAAAGGAAGUAUUUGAGAUGGGAAACCUUAGAGCUGUUCUUUUAGUCUUAUUUGCUUCUUCAAUGGCUCUUAUAUGUUCUGUGCACGCUACAUGUCAAGACAGUACUGUCUUCUAUUGGGGUGCUGAUCGUGGUCGUUAUAUUGGUUCAGACACUGUUGAACUCAUGCUAAAUAAAAGUGGAGGAACUGGAAUAAAAUCAAAUGUAUUUUACAUGUAUGGAUCUAUUAGCUUUAGCAUCAAGCUACCUUCUGGCAACUCUGCUGGAACUGUUGCCACUUUCUACCUCUCUUCUUAUGGUGAUACACAUGAUGAAAUUGACUACGAGUUUCUUGGAAAUGUCACUAACGAACCUUACACAAUUCACACGAAUAUUUACACUCAAGGAUAUGGUAAACGCGAAAUACAAUUCAAGCCUUGGUUCGACCCAACUGAUGGUUACCAUACCUACACCAUCUUCUGGAACUUCUAUGAAGUCGUGUGGAUUGUAGACGGCAAACCAAUUCGAGUUUACAGAAAACACCAAGGCUAUGAUUACCCAGAUGCACAACCCAUGAAAGCUUAUGCUAGCUUUUGGAAUGCAGACGAUUGGGCCACUCAGAAAGGGCGUGUUAAGACCGACUGGAGUCUCGCACCAUUCAAAGCCAUGGUACAGAACUACAAGGAUGAUGCUUGCAAAUGCACUCAGAAUGAUCAAAGCUGCGUGGAUAGAUGUAGCGUGAAAAAUGAAAAUAAUUGGUGGACAAAGGACAAGUAUCAAAAACUCAGUCCAACACAGAAGGAAGAGAUGGACAGGAUCAGAGCUAAUUAUAUGAUUUAUGACUUUUGUGCUGAUCCUAAGAGGUUUAAUGGAACAGUCCCACAGGAAUGUUCUCUUGCACAAUACUAAUAUGAUCAUCAUUGAACCUUUUUACAAAGCUUUGUGCCUCAAGAAAUAGGCACUAUCAACAUCACAACAUUAUUUCUCCUAUUGUUUCAAUGUUCUUUUUUAUUUUUCAUAUUUCCAAUGAAAAUUCAUUCAUUCUUGUAUGUCAUCCUCUACAAUUGGUUGCUUCUUUGUUUUGAUUUGUUCUAUACGGGUUUGAAACUUUCUAUUUUUUCUGGUGAGUCAUUUAAUCUCUACUUGAUCCGAGUUGACUAGGGUUUCCUCAACUCAAAAGGCUCGGGUGUAAGGUCUUUUAUCUAAUCGUUUUUAUCAAUGUGGAAAAUAAAACUCG